AUGUGCUCCCAAGGAGCGGUGGUUGCGGUUACUAACAGCCGCGGUAACAGGAUGGACGGAACGGAUGCCGAAGGAUACGAAGUUAUUUUGCCUACACUGCCUUCAGGUCGUAGUGUUUUCAACACUUUAUUUUUGCAUGCGGAUGUUCGUGCGAGGCCCUACCGAGUCGAACAUUUCCGGGAUACGUUGGCACGUCUGGAAUUGCUCCCCGACGUGAUAGCGUUGGGGGCUUAUCAGAUGAGCCACGUGCGGGCGGUGACCUUCAAGAGCACAGAGGGCAUGAAGAAAGCUUUGGCUUGUGGCGAAAUGAAAGUGAAGGGCCAACGAUGUUUGGUUAUCGACCCGACGAACCAGGACGUACGCCUCAAGCUUCAUUGGCUUCUGUUUAACGUGGCGGACGAAGAUGUGCGUGUAGCGCUUGCCCCGUAUGGGAAAGUCACCGACGUUUCUAAGGAAAAGUGGAGGGUUCAAGGAAUCCAGGACAAGGGGUCGACGACGCGCCUCGUGCGCCUCAAGCUCCAUAAUGGAAUUAAGGUAGACGACCUUCCACACCAGCUGCGCGUCGCCGGUGACACGGCCCUCCUUGUCGCGCCGGGAAGAGCGCCACUAUGCCUGCGGUGUCAUAGCAAGGGCCAUAUCCGACGUGAGUGCCGAGUUCCUCGCUGCACGCACUGCCGGCGUUUUGGACACGAAGAAAGUGAGUGCGUGAAGACGUACGCAAGUGUCGCAGGGCCAGUUGGAGGAGAUGACACCGCAGAACUCGUCAUGGACGAGGCCGACGCUGAGGAAGCCGCAAGCGAAGCCUCGCCGAAGGUCGAGGCGCAUGAUGCGGCAACGUUAGCCCCUCCCGACAAGCUGCAGGAUACAAGCACCAACGACGAAAGCCCAAAAGUGACCGACACAGUAGGUGAAGCCACGGGCGCCGUCAAAGUGCACGACGUCCCAGCGCAGUCACCGUCAUGCGAAGAGCCGGCCGUCAUGGACGUAAGCGAGGCAGCAAGCGGCGCCACUGUCAGCAAGCGCGGCCACGAUGCGACGUUGGACGAGAACGAAGCCCUGAUUGCAGGGAACUCCGACGGACCGCCGCCAAAGGCGGCCAUCACCCGGCGGUCACUGAUCAGACCGCGGCCGAAUAUACCACCGGACCGUAAGGCGGCAGGCACGCCGCCGACGUAGCCGCGAGCGCGUGUGCCUCGCGGUAUCUCUUCUAGUUAUCUACAAGACCAAGCCAACCCCAAGGGAC
Molecule: messenger RNA, 1243 nt
Organism: Dermacentor silvarum
Lineage: Eukaryota; Metazoa; Arthropoda; Arachnida; Ixodida; Ixodidae
Exons: 1
Coding region: 1-1176 (391 amino acids)
Molecular function (GO): nucleic acid binding; zinc ion binding
Source: RefSeq, a predicted model, not a curated record